AUGGCCCCUAAGAAAGUGGAAGCCAAGAAGCCGGAGCCCAAGAAGCCGGAACCAAAGAAAGAGCCGGCGCCAACUCCAGCCGCCCCCAAACCGGCACCUCCGGCAGAACCCGAACCCCCUAAAGAGCCUCCGUUUGAUCCCAAGAGCAUCACGCUGGAAUACAACGCCGACCAGAUCGAGGAAUUCAAAGAGGCCUUUCAGCUGUUCGACCGCACGCCCAAAGGAGAGAUGAAGAUCACGUUCGCUCAGUGCGGCGACGUGUUUCGAGCUCUGGGACAGAACCCGACCAACGCCGACGUCCUGAAGGUCCUGGGAAAACCCAGACCGGAGGAAAUGAACACCAAGAUGGUGGAUUUUGAGACCUUCUUGCCCAUGCUGCAGCACAUCUCUCGCUCGAAGGAUCAGGGCAACUUUGAGGACUUUGUGGAAGGACUGAGGGUUUUUGACAAGGAGGGUAACGGCACCAUCAUGGGGGCGGAGUUAAGGCACGUUCUGGCCACGCUGGGCGAGAGGAUGACAGAGGAUGAGGUGGACCGACUCAUGGCCGGACAGGAAGAUGCAAAUGGCUGCAUUAACUAUUCCUCUUUUGUCAAACACAUUCUGUCAGGUUAAACCGUCUUUAUUCUGAUGGGUAGAUUAACAAAUCCAUGUGGGUGCAAGA
This is a messenger RNA of Triplophysa dalaica, 661 nucleotides long. Its product is annotated as myosin light chain 4-like. Lineage: Eukaryota; Metazoa; Chordata; Actinopteri; Cypriniformes; Nemacheilidae. Gene Ontology annotation, molecular function: calcium ion binding. Gene Ontology annotation, cellular component: myosin II complex. The transcript has a single exon. The record is from RefSeq and is a predicted model, not a curated record. Bases 1 to 612 code for a protein of 203 amino acids.